This is a messenger RNA of Helianthus annuus (common sunflower), 1815 nucleotides long. RefSeq lists its product as uncharacterized. Gene Ontology annotation, biological process: negative regulation of DNA-templated transcription; shoot system development; negative regulation of flower development. The transcript has 6 exons. The coding region runs from base 251 to 1609 and encodes 452 amino acids. The record is from RefSeq and is a predicted model, not a curated record. NCBI's taxonomy places the organism in Eukaryota, Viridiplantae, Streptophyta, Magnoliopsida, Asterales, Asteraceae.
GUUACUCAUCCCUUCUAACAUCUCUCUCUCUCUCUCUCUCUCUCUAAACCUAAACAACAAAAGGGUUUCACACAACUUCCAAACAUCACCCACGAAAUUCCAGUCCUUUUGAGCUGAUUUUUCAUCAAGAUCUUUGAUGGGUUUCCAUAUUUCUUUGAUUCUUGAUGACACCCAUCAAGAACUUUAGUCACAAUCAGCUACACGAGAUUAGUGUAUCGGUGUGGACUGUCAAUCUACGAGAUUACUUUCAAUGGAGAUCAAUCUCAACAAAGAACAAAGUACUGAAAUAAGUAUAUUCAUCAAUUUUUCUAUUCGUAAUUAUGUCGCUGAAAUUCGCAAGAAAAAUCCAGUAAAAUGUUGGCCUUUUGGAUCAUUACGCGAUCCUGACGACAAGGUUGUUUCUUCAUGUCAAUCAUCAGAGUCUAAAUUAUUGUCUAGCCAGCAUUGUCCCACUAAUAUUAACGGUUCAGAUGACACAACAAAGGCUACAAACCUAUCUAAAGUUGAAAAUCAUAUUGGUAAAGAGGACCGACCCGAAACUACAACUGAUAUGAUUGAAUCUUUAAGAGUGGAUAGUAAUAUGGAAAAAGUUGUAUGCAAUGGGUCAUCAGAGUUGACUUUUUGCAAAGUCAAUAAUGGUCAAAACCGACACGAAAACAAUGUCAAUGAAGGCGCUAAAGUUAGGAAUAAUGAGGCUGCUGAUAACAACGAACCUGGAAGAAACAAACCGCGAAGAAAAUCGAACAAGUCUCGUCUAUUGUCGGAUAUAUAUAAGGAUCCUGCAAGUGAACUUCGAGCCGGUUGUGAUAUAACAAAUCCUGAAAAUGUUAACAAGAGAUUUGCUGCAGAAGGUGAAGAUGAUUCAGAUGAUGAUGUCACUUUGGCUGCAUAUUUUAGAAGGCAAAAGGGUGUUGAUAUUACUGAUUUAAUACUAAACAAGAAGAAGGAUAUGAUUGGAGUUGAAGAGCCAAGUGUUGACCAGGAUAAAAAGUCAAAUCAUGGAUCCAAAGACUCGAUUGGAAAGGAUUCAAACGUUGGUACCUCGAGAAAGAAAAGAAAAACUGAUGACAUCGAUACACAAACAAUGCCGGAGCAUAAAAAGGAUUUCCGGUUACAAUGCAGCCAAGAAAGUAAUCCAUCUGCAAACAUUAGUAGCAAGGAAGCUACACAAAAAGAAAAUGAAGAUUCUGAAAUGGAGGCCGUGAUGCUCUUGGCUCGCCAUUUUAACGAACAGAAACAAAUCCUACGUGAGCUUCAGACAAACACGACUUGUGCACAUGCCAAGAAAAAGAUCCGAGACCCUUCAAUAGAAUCCGGCAACAAACCCGUCACUAAAACAUCAUCUAAAACUACAACAAAACAUCAAGUCAAAAACAUUACUAACAAAAAGCGAGAGAAAGAUUUUUGUUCAGUUGAAAUGAUGUGUUUUAUGCCCACAAAAGCUACACUUGGUGGUGGUUUUCAAAGUCACAUUGAAACGAGCAUGAUGACGCCUGCUGGAGUAGGGCCGGAUGCACAAAACUGUGCGACUCUCAUAUGCUCUUUCAAUAGAAAUCCAGCAGAUUUCAGCAUACCAAAUGGUAAAAGCAAGUUUAUGAGAGGAUGUUGAAGUUUAAUUAGAUGGCGUUUAUUAACGAAUUCUUUGGUUAUUUAAGACGCUUUGUUGGUCUAAAGUUUAGGAUUGUUGUAUUGUACUACCCCAUAUUAGAUAGCUAGUUGUUAAAGAAAGCAGGAAGUAUACUUUGAACAUGUAACAAAUCUUCAAACUUGUUUCAAUAAUAAGCUUUUUCAUAUAUGAAUAGUUAUUUAAAGUAA